This is a messenger RNA of Cariama cristata (Red-legged seriema), 354 nucleotides long. It is a transcript of the gene PDZK1IP1, whose product is annotated as PDZK1 interacting protein 1. The transcript has 4 exons. The record is from RefSeq and is a predicted model, not a curated record. NCBI's taxonomy places the organism in Eukaryota, Metazoa, Chordata, Aves, Cariamiformes, Cariamidae. The coding region runs from base 1 to 354 and encodes 117 amino acids.
AUGCCUGCCCGUUGCCUCCUCCUCCUCCUCCUAGGGCUGCUCCUGGUGCUGGAGCCUGCCUGCUGCCAGGAAGCCAAGGGCAGUCUCCAGCCAUGGUCACAGGGUGUCAUCGCAGUGGUUGUGUUUCUAGUCCUGGUGGCCAUCGCUUUUGUGGUCAAUAGGUUCUGGUGUAAGGAGAAAGUGGAAAACGUCGAGACAGUGGUGAGUGUUGAGGACAAGAAGGAGUCUGUCACGUCUAACAGCCACGAUGGGAAAUACCUAACUGCUGCAGCUGACUUCAGGUCCAAAGAGAACGAGCACGCAUACGAGAACACCCUGGAGCCUGAGGAGAGGGUGAUCACCACCGCCAUGUAG